AAAUUAUUCAAGGAAAUAUGUUUAAUAUAAAUAGCUGCUAUGUAGUGGACUAAGAUAUAUCCAGUCUGAUCUUCUAAGUAUUAGGACUGAUAAUUGAUGAACAAAAUGGCCAAGUUUGCUUGUCUUGUCUUGUGCGUGGUGGCUGCGACCUUGGGUAGCAUUCAUGUUGCCAACGGCGAGACUCUCCGGGAGUCUCUGAGACCCGUGAUAGUGGCGUGCUCCAAAGAGCAUGGAGUCACUGACGAAGAGAUCCAGGCUGCUAAGGAGGCAGGCAGCCCCGCAAGUAUUAAGCCUUGUUUCAUCGCCUGUGUAUUCAAGAAAGCUGGAUUCCUCGACGACCAAGGCCAGAUAGACAUAGAAACUGGACUAAAGAACCUCAAGCAGUUUGUGAAGGACGAUGAGCAGUACAAAAAGCUGGAGGAGGUUUCGAAACUGUGUUCAUUUGUGAAGGACAAAGUAGUGAGUGAUGGAGCAGCUGGAUGCGAGAAAGGUGCUCUCCUGGCUGGUUGCUUCUUGGACCAUAAGACUAGAAUCAUCAUCUAAAUGGAUUUGACACGGACCUGCUAUAAUGAUUGGAGCUAAAAUUAUUCUGCAGCCAAUAAAAGGAUUAUUUCAGCCAUGUUGAAGCAUUAUCUAUGUUUUGUAUAAUACCACAGUUCUAAACAUCAGAUUAAUAAAUGUAACACGUGCUUUGAUAAAGAAUAUUCUUGUCACUAUCGCACUUACGGAUUUCUUUAUGUGCAAGACGGAGAUAGAAAAAAUCUUAGUCAAAAACGAAUUAAUUUGUGUUUAGUUUUUUAGAAAUUAUUUCAUGGUCUGUGCUCCUAAUCUGCAAUGAUAAUCAUUAGCUCCUUUGUUUUGUUUUAUUUGAAUAAAUUGAAUAUUUUUGA
Molecule: messenger RNA, 890 nt
Organism: Spodoptera frugiperda (fall armyworm)
Lineage: Eukaryota; Metazoa; Arthropoda; Insecta; Lepidoptera; Noctuidae
Exons: 5
Coding region: 97-543 (148 amino acids)
Biological process (GO): sensory perception of smell
Molecular function (GO): odorant binding
Source: RefSeq, a predicted model, not a curated record